CGGGGUGGCAGGUUGGGGCCGCGGCGCUGCUGAAGGGCACGGCGGGGCGGUGGCACCUCCCGGCACCGCCCCGCCCCGCCGGGAGCACCAGCGCCGCCGGCAGCCCGCGGUCGCCCCGGCGGUGCAGCGGGGAGGGCGCUCGGCGGAGCGGAGUGGAGCGGCGAACAGCAAGGAAUCUGGAGGACUCGGUGUUGGUGGGACGAGGGCCUGAUCGUGCAGGUGCCUCUGGAGGAAGGAGCAGCCCUCUCCAGCCUGACCUGCCGCAGGAGUUCCUGCUCGAUGGACGGAGACGUGGUGGUGGGAUCGCAUUUACAACAUGCUCUUUGCACUUAAAGCACCCCCGCUGCACUGAGUCCCAGUCGUGAAGCUGUCCGUGCUGUACCAGGGACAAGUGGGACAGCUUGCUAAAAGCAGACACGUUCUUGGUCUUAUGGAUGGAAACGUUUAAAUGGUAGCAGGAACUUACUUGCCCGUGACAACUAGAGAUGUUGUGUAACAGCAAAACCCUUAUGCCUGUUUUCAUCAUGUGAAGAUGUAUUCCAGAGAGGCAGCGGUUAGAAAUGAACUUACCUUGGCAGGAAACGCUUAGCAAGGCUGGCAAAGAGACUGCUUAGCCCUCUCAUGCAAGAUUUCUUCAGAAGAAGCACAAAAGGAGACAUUCUGUUCUUUGAAAAUAACUGGAUCCACUGGCAAGAAGCAGCCACACUGUGCAUCAAACGAGAAAACCAUUUCCAGGUUAUCAAAACAUGCUGUUGACCUGAAUUUUGCAGCUGCAUUUUCAAAUGUACCAUGGGAUGCAUCAAAUCCAAGGAUGCCUUUCCAGGUUCCAGUGCUAUCCAGGAUGAAAGGAUCGGGGAAGGUAAUGAAGGAUGCACUGGGGAGAAAUCAUCACUGAUAGCAGUGAAGGUGGAUGAGAAAAGUCCAUCGAGCACUAUAGUGCUAGACUACGCGCACCGUCUCUCCCGUGAGAUUCUUGAUCAGGCAGUGAAACAGUGGGCAGUGACUGAGAGCAAAUACAGCGACAUCCCUUUUAUUGAGAGCGAUGUGCCCUGAGCAAGGACUGUCCUCACAGCGAGUGUCCUGUCCAUUCCGCACUUUGUAUUUGGUACUCGUGCAAAUAAAGUAAAAUCAGCUGUGAUUUGAGCAUAAUGCCGCUAUAUGAACACGUUUGCGAGGAGAGGCUGAAAAAAAAUUGUCUUUUAAUCUAUAUUGCUAAGAAACUAAUUGGAUUACAGUAGAAUCUAUUAAUCAAGUGUCAUUUGUUAGCAGCCGUAUGUCGAGUAUAUUCUGUCUGUGUAUGUGUUGAAUGUGAUCGGAAAUUGUUAAAGAAGAUGAAAAGAAUGUGGCUGCCCUGCAACUGUACAAGCACUGCCACAGAGGCCCCAAAGAACAAAGCGUGGAUUAUUUUUAUGUACUGCAUAAAAAAUCAGUGGCCUGUUUGUAGGUGAAAAGAGAAGAACUCUCUAUGCUUGGUCAAUUUGUUGGUGUUUUGCUAAAGUGAAGCCAAGGUCUACGUGUAGCAAAGAUAACCGCGGUCAUAAAUUUUACUUUGCUUCUUUGACCUGACUAAAUCUGUAAACCACAAAAUAACGAAGGCAAUGAGAAGCAUUUUAUAAACCCAAGUAGUAUUCAGGGAACCAUAUGGAUUAUGAUACUAUUCAACUUCCACACUUACGCGAACCAGUGAGAAACAUUACAAUAUUGAUAAAGAGUGCAUUAUAAUUAACAGAUGCUCUGGCUUCUGUAAAUGCAUGAAGGCUAUUCUCUAAAAUCCUGCGGUAAGAUAGUUUAAUUACAUCUGAUCACCGUGUUCAGACCAAAGCUGUUAGGUUUUUUGUUCAGUUUGGGGUUUUUUGUUGUGUUAGGGUGCUGGUUUUGGGGGGGUUGUUUUGGUUUUUUACUGUAACCCAGGUAGGUGUGCAAAAACUACUGAUGCUAACCAGUGAAAUGAACCUUCAAAGGUGCAACUAUGUUUUAGGACUAUUUGUUUCAUGGGAACUAUGGCUGCGUUCCACUAAAAUUUCACUCUAAAGUUAACGCCCUUGGGACAGUAUGCCUUCCUUCAGCUUCUGGAGGCUCAUCGCCUAACCGCUGGUAAAACUGUGUGCAGCGAUGCAAGUACGAGCUACAGAAACCUGAAGCUUGAGCCGUGCGCUGAAUCAGUGAGUGAGCCUUAGGCACGAAGCUGAAGGGCUGCGUUCUUUACCGAUUUCAUCGAGGUUGCAGCCGCACGCUGCACCCUGCCUCUCCAGGACCUGCAGCCUGACCUACUGUACUCGGAACUAGCGCUUGAGAUAGCAAGAAAGGGAUGAAUUAUUCAUACUCAUCUUAAAGCUACAGUUUUGCUGACAUUUUAUACAAAGUGAAUGCCUUGUAGAAGCUUGGGAUUUUAGCACCUGUUAGUUCCUUAUUCGGUAAUGGCCAGUUUAAAAGACAUAGAGUUUUUCCUAAAUCAAAGUGCUUCCCAUUUUAUGUUUUCAUUUUAUAGAAAAAUGCUUUCCAUACUGGCAAAAACUGUUACUAUUUUUAAAAGAUACACAUAGUUCUAGUGAACGACAGAAAGCAUGAUUUUUCAAGCAGUGGUAAGCACGCAGAAAGAGGACCCUGUCAGUUGUUAUUUUUAGCUUAUUCUCAGACGUAUGAAACGCAGUCUGUGAAUUGAGCCGUUUUGCAAACUUUGCGACGGGAACUUAGCUAUUUGAAAUUCACCUGUGUGGGGAAGUGGUGGUGUCAAGAGUAAAGGUAAAAAAUGCUUUUUUUGUAACACAGCGCAAGACUGCCGUUAAUUCAUGCUGACCAGGCUAGACCCGGCUACUUACGGCUGUUCUCAGGCUUUUGCUGAAAAAGGGAACAAAAUCUGCUUAUGUUGUAAUGUCGUCGUCUUUGAAGUAAUGUGGUCGUCUUUGAAGCCAUAUGUAAAAUGGAACUAAGGUAUUAUGGCCCAUUUAAAUUCUACUGCUAACAGUGAUGUUCCUUGAAGCUCUAAAGUAGGUAAAACAUUAGCUCAUACCCUAUAUUUGCUCUAUUUAAAAACCUCCGUGCCAUAUACUAGGGUGAGUUGAAAAGCAAACCCAAAACACUGAUCAGAUCAGUACAUAUUAAAUGGAUAUUGCUUAAUCACAGUAUUGAAAAAUAUUCCUACUCUUAUAUAGCUAAAACAAAGCUUUAUUUAAAAAAAAAAAAAAAGGCCAACCUCUCUGUAAAAGCCAACCAUUCUUUCAGGAAUGUUAACAGUGCCAAAGAUGGUAAUUAAAAAAAAAAAAGGCCCCAACUCUGUAGACAUUAUUGGCCAGAUAGGCGCGUAUAGGCAGUAUAGGUAAAGAGGUGACAGAAAACUGCACUGGCUGUGAGAGAGCACUUGGGGCUAUCUGCCUACGCUGGGUGGCUGCACGGGGAGUCAGGUGCUGCAGUGCCUGCUGUUGCAAUGGCUCAGAUCCUCCCUUCGGGUGCCGCCUUAGCAUCUGGCCCUGCUGGAGGCAGAAUAUCAGAUGUGCUUUUGAAGGCAGCUUCUGCACUGGCAGGCUGCCACUGCCCAGUCCAACACCAGGCACAAUUAGGAGGUAAAAUAGCCUAAAGUUAAGUCAUAGCAUCCGCACUGAUAAACAUUCAAAAUUUCGCCAAAGGAGAAAGUUACCGAGGUAUAAUUAAACACGCAUCACAGCAAGCUUCCUUUUGGAGCACUUGCUGCACUGCUUGCCUAGGGAGCCACCCGUAACGCGACAGUGACUGAAUCCCCUGCUGCUUGCUAUGUCCAAGCACUCACCUGCAACCACAAAGCUUGUCUUCCUCGUUAACGCUUGAAGAUUGCAGCAGCUUCGGUAUGGCCUGAAGUGCAACUCCAGCUGGUUUAUGAUGCUUUCUAUCACGUUGGUGCUUCAGGGAAAGCACGCAGCAAAUGGAAAGCAAACGAGCUUGCAAACAAGCUUACAAACAACAGGGAAACGGCUUCUCACCAGGAAAAUAAUCUCUUUUACAAAACACUGUCCUUAAUAAAUGAUGUGCUUACCCUUAAUAAGAAAAAAUUAAAAUCUGUUCAACACUACAAUCUGGUGAGAGAUCAAAGGAGAUCUCUUUCCAAAAUUCUGCUGUAUUUUUAGUAGGCACAAUACUAAUAUAUCAGCAUCAUAAAAACAAAGGCUGCUUUACCUAAAUAAAAUUACAUCUGUUUACUUAUCAUUAGAUUACUCUAGGCUGUAGUCUUAUAGUGGCUUUUCAGCUAAGUUGCCACGAUUCUUUGGCUUGAUUUUGUGUAAUGAAAGCACUCCAGUAUGGGACUGGCAUACUCUGCAAAACCCUUUACUUCUGUUUAGGAGUUAAAAAUACAUUUGCUUUAUUGUAUUUUCUCCAGGAAACAAGUACAGUCUGAGUGGGUACUAUGGGACUGACUUGAUAUUCCAAUAAUGGUUCAAAACACAUUAACUGCAGCACAAUUUUGUAAAAUUGACAUUUCUGUAGUAAGACAGAUCAGUAUUCCCAAAUAAAACACACUAUGAUAUAUUUUUACAGUAUUUUUUGUGGAAAAUAUUUUCUU
This is a messenger RNA of Grus americana (Whooping crane), 4531 nucleotides long. RefSeq names its product chromosome 6 C2orf88 homolog (gene AKAP19). The coding region runs from base 790 to 1053 and encodes 87 amino acids. Gene Ontology annotation, molecular function: protein kinase A regulatory subunit binding. The record is from RefSeq and is a predicted model, not a curated record. The transcript is spliced from 6 exons. NCBI's taxonomy places the organism in Eukaryota, Metazoa, Chordata, Aves, Gruiformes, Gruidae.